AUGGAAGAUAUCUGUUCAUUAGCCAUGGUAAACAAGUGCUUUUACAAGCUGGUAAAUCUGGAUUUCAAAAAGUUGUGUUACCAUCAUGUGGUCUAUCGCCUAAAAGACGAAACUUGGGCAUAUGCUUUUUCAAAGUGGGUUUCAGUUAUGUUACCUUGCUCCAGCUUAUUGUCCUCAACCCUAUUUUGUCCCUCUCUUUCUUCAACUCUACACUGCUUUUCUUCUUCUUCUACCAUCUCUUGUUUACUCCCCUAUUAUGCUUCCUUGUAUUAUAAAUUUAUUUUAGAUUCGGAGAUCGUUCAUACUAUAUAUCGGGCGCAGGAUUCUACCAUGAGCAUUCUGUUUGUUGUCCAUUUACUGGUAAAAUGGCGAUAACUCUUAAGAAUGGCUAUGUCAUCCUGAACAAUAUCGACUUUUGCCUUAAGCAGUUCACUAUCGUCGACUUUACAUUGUAUGUGAGGAAGAUAAGGCGUGUUGACAUAAUCAAUCGAGGAACAGAACUUAUGAUAUUUAGCCACAAUGUCAUUUUAAUAUAUGAUUUGGACAGUAAGGUGACCUAUUCAUACAAAUAUCAACACUUAUGUUUAUCUGGUUAUCAUAUCAUUCGUAACGAUGAUACUAUUUUUGAUCUGUUUACGAAAAAAGAGUUUAAAAUUGGCUCACAAUAUGGUAGGAUACACUACAGUAAUAUGUAUGACAAUGCCAACUAUGUUGGAGUGUACACAACAGACAACAAACUUGUGAUAAAUGAUAAGCGGACAGAUGAAAGACAUCAAGUUUGUGAAUGGACGCGUCAUAAUGUGGUUUAUAUCAUAAAUGAAAACGAUUCUACUGUAAUUUUUUGUAAGACCUUUAAUUAUAUAACAGAGUUUAUGUAUACCCCCCCCCCUUUACCCUACCCUACAUUAAGCUAUCCUACCUUACUUCAAUUUUCUUUAUUUUAGAUGGCAUUGAACCAUGUUGUAUAUACAGUAUGAAAAAAAGAAAAUUUGUUUUUUUUAACGAGGAAGGUGACGACUGGGUUUUCAUCAAUUCUAAUACUCUUUUCAAUGUAACAACCAGUUCCGUAAGGUUUUAAAGCUGUAAAUUUAAAAUUUUAAAAAAAUCUUAUUUGGUCUUUUUAAGUUCAUGGUGUACAACAAACGAAUGGACUGUUGGCAAAUAAAACCAAGCGAUCUCAACCUUCAAUUGAAACGAAAUUCGUUCAGGUUUAGCGUGGCCGACAUCGCGCCACUACCACACUACAGAGUAAUGGAAUAUGGAAUCGAUUCAAAAUGGCAUUGUAAAACGCGUUUAUUUGAGUUUUGA
Messenger RNA from Bursaphelenchus okinawaensis, 1308 nucleotides. The record is from the annotation of a GenBank genome assembly. Lineage: Eukaryota; Metazoa; Nematoda; Chromadorea; Rhabditida; Aphelenchoididae.